UCCUCCCGCGCGUGUCUGCGACGGCACGUUCAGUUCGCUCGGUCCGCGGCCGCACGUUGUUGGUAUCGCGUCGGUGUUGAGCAGCGGCCUUAUUUCCCCCCCUGUUUUAUUUAGCCGCUCUUUGCUUUGGCCGGAAUGAGGGGCGAGACGAAAGGAAGACGGCAGAGCGGAAAUGCGCCGAAGGAGCGCGCGGCGGCGGCACAACAAAGCCGCGACCCGGUGGAGAACUUCGAGAAAUGGAAGAUAAAGUACAGCCGGACCAAGAGUCGCGUGAAACAGCAGAGGAAGCGGAACAAGAAGCCCGAGUGGCAGGUGGAGCGGGACAACAUCGGCAGACUGCUCAAUAAGUAUUCCGAGAUGAACGUCCAGGAUGCGGUCAAGUUCUCCGAUUUCCCCCUGUCGAAGAAGACGAUUGGCGGACUGCUGGGGGCGCAGUACCGACAGCCCACCGAGAUCCAGCGACAGACCGUCGGCUUCGCCCUCCGGGGCCGGGACGUGCUGGGAGCCGCGAAGACGGGAUCCGGAAAGACUCUGGCCUUCCUCGUUCCCGUUCUCGAGUGUCUCUACCGGCAGCAGUGGACGGCCGAGGACGGCCUGGGGGCGCUCAUCAUCUCGCCUACCCGGGAGCUCGCCUACCAGACCUACGAGGUGCUGCGCAAAGUGGGCAAGAACCAUGAGUUCUCCGCGGGCCUCAUCAUCGGGGGAAAGGACCUGCAGAACGAAUCGGAGAGGAUCCACCGCACCAACAUCAUCGUGUGCACGCCGGGCCGCCUACUGCAGCACAUGGACGAGACGUGCACCUUCCAUGCGUCGAACCUGCAGAUUUUAGUUCUGGACGAGGCCGACCGCAUCCUGGACAUGGGCUUCGCGGAGACGCUCAACGCCAUCGUGGAGAACCUCCCCAGGACACGGCAGACGCUGCUCUUCUCCGCCACGCAGACCAAGUCGGUCAAAGACCUGGCGCGGCUCAGCCUCAAGGACCCUGAAUACGUGUGGGUGCACGAGAAGGCCAAGUUCAGCACCCCCGCAACGCUGGAGCAGAGCUACGUGGUCUGCGAGCUGCACCAGAAGGUCGACCUGCUCUUCUCCUUCAUGAGGAGCCACCUGCAGAAGAAGGUGAUCGUGUUCUUCGCCUGCUGCAAGGAGGUGCAGUACCUGUACCGGGUGUUCUGCCGGCUGCGCCCCGGUAUCCCCGUCCUCGCGCUCCACGGCAAGCAGCAGCAGAUGAAGAGGGUAGAGGUGUACGACGACUUUGUGCGCAAGAAGGCCGCUGUGCUCUUCGCCACCGACAUCGCCGCCAGGGGUCUAGACUUCCCUGCCGUCAACUGGGUGCUGCAGUACGACUGCCCGGAGGACGCCAACACGUACAUCCACAGGGUGGGAAGAACGGCCAGGUACAAGGAGGGCGGCGAGGCGCUGCUCAUCCUGCUGCCCUCGGAGGAGAAGGCGAUGCUGGAGCAGCUGCAGGAGCGCAAGGUGCCCAUCAGCAGGAUCCAGGUCAACCCCAAGAAGCUGAGCAGCGUGCAGCAGAAGCUGGAGGCCUUCCUGGCGCAGGAGAAGGAGCAGAAGGAGCGAGCUCAGAGGUGCUUCGUGUCCUACCUCCGCUCCGUGUACCUCAUGAAGAACAAGGACAUCUUUGAUGUGUUCCAGCUGAAGCUGCCGGAGUACGCGAGGUCCCUUGGGCUUGCGAUGGCCCCCAAGGUGCGCUUCCUCAACAAGGCCAGGCAGCAGAGGCCAGGAGGGGGUGCCGGUGACUCCGACGAAGAGCUAGAGAGCUUCCGAGCCCAGCUUAGUGGUUCGAAGCCCGGAGAACAGGCCAGUGAAGAGGAUGCUGGUGGUGGUGGUGAUGAUUCCUCCGACUCGGACGACGGAGAGGAGCCUGGCAGCUCCGCUGUUUCGCUUCUUGGCCAGGGUGCUCACGAGGAUGAGGAUGACGAUGGAGACCUCGCUUUUCUCACCGUAAAGCGAAGAGAUGUGUUCGAGCAGGAGGGCUGCAGGUUCGAGGAGGAAGGCAAGGCCGGUGGAGAGAACGAGGAUGAGAAGACGACGCCUACAAAAAAAGCUGAAAAGGAGUCCAAGUUCAAAGAAGCCAAGAAAGUGAUGAAGAGGAAGUUAAGAGUGAACACCAAGAUGGCAUUCACGGAUGACGGAGAGGUGGUGCAGCAGUGGCCGCCGAUCCAGAGGGCCGCCGUGCCGGCCCCCGACGAGGAGGAGACGUCCGGCAUCAACAUGGACGAGGCCCGCGAACGGCUGCGCAGGGAGGACCAGGAGUUCGACAAGGAGGAGUACAGGCGCAAAGUGAAGGAGAAGCACAGGGAGAAGAGGCUCAAGGAGAAGGCAGCGCGGCGGGAGGCGAGCAAGCGCCACCUACAGGAGAGCAACGCGGGGUCUGCCGACGAGUCCGAGGAGGAGCUGGUCGCCUACCUGGGCGGCAGUGAUGACGGAGAGGAGUUUGACCCCAGCACCCUCCCGGACCCCGACAGGCACAGGGACUCGGAGCAGGACAGGUGAGCAGAAACGGUACCAGCGCGACCCGUGGUCCGGAGUGCUCCUUCUUACUGCGGUGUGCCUCACCUGAGAGCGGAAGUGCUCGGGGAGGUGGGCGCGCACCUUUAGGGUAUGGGUUCGAGUCCCAGGAGGCGCCGUGCUACCCUUCAUUUGAGGAAGGAAAGAAAAGUGCAGUUCAUCACCACGUGACCACACCUCAAUGUUGGAAUGA
Messenger RNA from Scleropages formosus (Asian bonytongue), 2719 nucleotides. RefSeq names its product DEAD (Asp-Glu-Ala-Asp) box polypeptide 10 (gene ddx10). The transcript has 17 exons. Gene Ontology annotation, molecular function: nucleic acid binding; RNA helicase activity; ATP binding. Bases 136 to 2511 code for a protein of 791 amino acids. Lineage: Eukaryota; Metazoa; Chordata; Actinopteri; Osteoglossiformes; Osteoglossidae. The record is from RefSeq and is a predicted model, not a curated record.